This is a messenger RNA of Acanthopagrus latus (yellowfin seabream), 2566 nucleotides long. RefSeq lists its product as uncharacterized. NCBI's taxonomy places the organism in Eukaryota, Metazoa, Chordata, Actinopteri, Spariformes, Sparidae. Bases 145 to 1446 code for a protein of 433 amino acids. The transcript has 9 exons. The record is from RefSeq and is a predicted model, not a curated record.
CCGCCUUCUGCUGCUGCCUGCCUCCUCCACUGCACGGAGAGUUGUGGCAGUGGACCACUGUUGGAUUCACAACAGGAAACAAUUUCUUCUGUCCCUGGGAUCGAAAGACGAAGUUUACUUAGGGGGAAGUUACGUUCAGAUAAAAUGUCGUCCUGGGCGAAAUCAUCUGCAGCAGUCCGGCGACCAGCUGCGAACCCAAACGGAAGUACUCAACAACUACGUAUGUUUCGGAGAGCAGCGCCCUACCCCAGCAGAGAGGACAGGACCGAGGAGCUGAAGGAUGCCCUGGAUAGUUAUGAAGAACUAGAGCAAAUGAAAAACUAUGGAGGAAGUGUGAAGUAUGAGGGGUACAAACAUCAGCCAAAUGUCAAACCACCCAAGCCUGUCAAGCCAGAGGGCAGCACCCCAGCAGACAGACGUAAAGGCCUAUAUCAAAAGUUCUACAGACAGGUGCAAGAAGAGAGGAAGCCGCCCGACUGUGUGGUCGUCUCUGUGGCCAGCCAGUGCCUGGAUUACCCCAAAUCGCUAAGCCAGUGCUUGCAGGAGCGUGGCCUCUCAGUGGAAAUGCUCUACCUUCACGCGGAAUCGGGCCUGACCCGGGCCCUGCAGGAUGUCCGAGCAGACGGCUCCCCGUUAUGUAUUCUGGUGGAGCAGACAAACAUAGCUCUGUCCUCCUGCACUGUUAUCAUAUUCUCAGAAUCCCUCAAAAUCCAUCGCAACAUGCCCAAAGACCAGGCCAUGGAUUUUGUUGUAGCCGAGUACGGUCACAGCCUCGCCAAAGAGCGUCCGCCAAGGGACCCCGCAGACAUCGCAGCACAGGCAUCGCAGCUGCUGGAUGACUUCCUGGAUCGGGAAAAGAUCGAGCGCCACGCUGUUCCCUCUGAAACCCGUCCGCUCCUCAUGCUGUUAGCUGAGGGUGUGCACCUCUACCCAGAGGAGCUGGAAACAAUCGCGCAGUAUGUCCAUUCUCGGCAGCAGCACGUGCAAGCCUCCAACACUGAGGGGGAGAGGGGUAACAUGCUACCUCCAGGUCUGGGGAAACCGCCCCCUCUGCUCCCUACUCCACCUGGGCCCCCUCAGUCCCAGUCUGGAGACAGAGAAGAUGGACCAAUGAUGGACCUCCCCCAACCUACACGCCCUCCUCUCUUGCCCUCACCAGGCUCUUAUCCCAAAACUAAACCUCCUCCUCUGCUGUCCUUGCAUCGACCACCCGGUCCGUCAUUGGGGGCUCCAGCUCCACGAGGCCUCUUGUCCUCACACAUGCCCUAUGGUGUCCCCACUUUGCAGCGCGGGCCGCUACUUCACCACGGUCCUCCAUACCACCCAGGGUCCAGGGGCCUUCUCGGGGGUAGAGGAGCAGUCCUGCCAUCUCUGAAGAGUUCCCGUCCUCCACUUCUCUCUGCUCCAGGUGCCCCUCUUCAACGACCAGGCGGGCCCCGACACUGAGAAAAGACACACAAACACACUGUAACACAUGCAGGCUACAAGUUCAGGAAGUUUUUUUUUUUUUUGAAGUUUUCACAUUACAAAAGACUCCUGAGCUUUUUUAAAAAUACACUAGUACACCACAUUCAGGUAGAUGAAAAAAAUGGUAGUUGAUGUAUGAAAGUAUCAUCAUUUUGUGAAAGGACUUAUAGAGGACAGCAUGGACUAUUCUAUUGACUGACCUUUUUUCCCCCCCAAUGUCCCGCAAUCGUCGUUUCCUUGUUUCUCUUUAUAACUUACUGAAUCUCUCACCCAGAGUCAUCCCGGUAAAAAAAUAUGUUCUGUACUUACACUUUGGGUUUCUAGACUCCACAGUGUUUAUGUAGGUUACAGUGACUAACUGGAUUAAUUGUUUACUACCCAGUGGAAUGCAGAAAUAAAUCUGAUCACCAGUGGACAUCAGGUUCAUAUUUACAGCAGCAACAGGCAAAGUAUUGGUGGUCAUACAGUGGUAAUAUUUUUCUGUAUAUAGUGAAUAUAUCAAGUAAUCUACCUGCCGUGUAUGUGUUUCAAGAUGGUGCUUGAGAUUUCACAAGGAUUCAAAGAAUCAACAACCAAUUGAAAGUUUGUUUAUACAAGCUGUAUUCUUGGCUCAAGUUUUAUUUUUAUUUAUAUAUAAUUUUAUUUUUGUCACAAGUAGAUGUGAUCAUUCUGAAGGAGUUUUGUCUAUUGGUUUGUAUUUUCAAGUCGCAUGUACUAUAUUUGGCACCUUUUUUUGAGUUUAGGACAUCCAUGUGUUAUCUUUAUAACCAUGCUUUGUUUGUAUAAGUGAGAGUAUUUAUACUUGCCUAAACUGAACUAAAAAUACAAACCUCUACCCUAGCAUUAAAAGUAUUGUCUCCCCAGAAAACUGCAAGCUUUGUUUGGUCAUCAAGAAUAGAAACGGCCCAUUGUGUGUUUCAUUAAAGCACAAAAGUAAGCUUUAUAAUGUUUUCCAUCAUGACCUAUAGGAAUCUGAACAUUAUUAUGUAUUUUUUGUCAAUAUUUUAUGCAAAAUCCAAGUAAACAAAUAUUGGAUUUUCUUCACAGAAGAGUGUCUGUUUUCUAAAACUGUCAAUUAAAAACAUCUUUUUGUAAUUAG